GUCUCUGUCUCUCUCUCUACCCUUCGGCUGUUCUGCAAGUGCUCGUGGGUGUGUGGCCAUGACGGCAACGACGGCGGACCUGGUUUUCUUCCCGUCUUUCGAAGCUUGAAGAGCUAUUCGGCGAGGGGAUUCUUCUAUAGAGAGAGAGAGAGAGAGAGAGAGAUGAUACCACAGCAAUGGGCGUCUCCGUGCGGGAGCCAAUGCACGAGCAAGUACUCGGCCCUCACUCAGAUUCCAUGGAGAGUUUUUUGCAAGAAGGCUUGUGAUGCUGACGGAGAGACAUGGGAAGAAUGUCUGGAAGAGUGCAAUGAGAUGUGUUACAAGGACCCUGUGCUGAAGGACCGCCAGUGGAGUGCUUACAUUGAUCGCUCUCCUGGUGCUGCAACUUACUCAGAGGAAUGUUUCCAUGCUUGUGUAUCUGGCUGCGGCUACAAGUUUGAAAUUCCUCCGGAGAAAGUCGAGCAAGUUCAUCCAAACAGACCACCGAAGCCUCCUCCUCCUUCUCCUCCUGCUGUUCACAAGGCAACUGAACCAUCUCCAAAACCUAGUGUGCCCUCCGAAGACGUUCCUUGCACCUCCGCCUGAGAGGCAUAGCAUCUAAGAGCUGAACUUUUUGAUUUUAGUAACAACAGAUAUCCACAGGAGGUUACAGUGGAACUCACAUCGUAUGCUGCUUUCCUGAUCAGCUAACUCCAACGACCAAUUUUGGCUGACUGAACCCAAUAUAUCGGGUCGCUCAUCCGCCGUACCAGUUUUAGGCCUUUUUUGCACUUCUUUCUUCUGACCUUAGGGAGAAAUUUAUAGAACUUUUCUGAGUUAGAUGCAAUAUGUAACUUGGAUCCAAAUUGGCAAUCCAGUUCGGCAUUGUUGAUCGUGACAUGUUAUUCAUCAAA
Syzygium oleosum is the source of this 893-nucleotide messenger RNA. RefSeq lists its product as uncharacterized. The record is from RefSeq and is a predicted model, not a curated record. NCBI's taxonomy places the organism in Eukaryota, Viridiplantae, Streptophyta, Magnoliopsida, Myrtales, Myrtaceae. The transcript is spliced from 5 exons. Bases 163 to 585 code for a protein of 140 amino acids.